This is a messenger RNA of Trichomonas vaginalis G3, 835 nucleotides long. Its product is annotated as organellar and viral DNA polymerase type B. The annotation marks the transcript as partial. Lineage: Eukaryota; Parabasalia; Trichomonadida; Trichomonadidae. Gene Ontology annotation, molecular function: nucleotide binding; DNA-directed DNA polymerase activity; DNA binding. The transcript has a single exon. Gene Ontology annotation, biological process: DNA replication. The record is from RefSeq and is a predicted model, not a curated record.
AUGAAAACAUUGUGGGAGUGCAAAUAUUUCGAACCUAUUUCUUAUGGAGAACUUUUCACAUAUACUACUGACUUAUAUAAACAGAACCUUGCACCAUUUAAAGAUUUGACAUAUGCUCCAAAGUAUUGUGUACAACUGAAGAAGAAAGCAGAGUCAAAAGAAGUAAAUAAAGCUAAAUGUAAAUUCAUACCUGAGCACGUUUUCUUUGCUGACUUUGAGUGUAGUACGGAUGGCUUUCAUAAAGCUUUUAACAUCUGUUAUGACAGUGAAGAUGGUUCAGUUAGUGAAAGCAUUUGGGGUCAAAACUGUGCAACAGAAUUUUUGGAAAGACUUCCUGACAAGAGUUUAAUAUAUUUCCAUAACCUCAGUUAUGACAUAAACUUCAUCUUAAGACACAUGACAGAAGUGAAAGGAACUCCCAUCAUUAAAGGUUCACGAACAAUGCAAAUAACUGGCUUAUAUAAAGGACGGGCAAUUAUUAUAAAAGACUCUUACAGUGUUAUAAAUAAGAAGCUUAAACUAUUUCCUGCUAUGUUUAACUUACAAACAGGACCGAAAGAAGUAUUUCCAUAUAACUACUACAGCAGUGUUUUGUUAGCAAAUGACAACAGAACUGGUGUCAUUUCUGAAGCAUGUAAGUUUAUCCAUGAUGCAGAUACAUUUAUGAAGAACAUAGAUUCCAUCAAAGGUUGCAGAAUAGAUGAAAACCACUUCGACUUAGAAAAAUAUAGCACGUUUUACUGCAAACAAGAUGUAAGAAUUUUAAGAGAAGGUUUUGUAAAGUUCCGCAAUGACUUAUUGAAAGAGUUUGAUUUAAACGUUUAUGACUACGUUA